Messenger RNA from Pan troglodytes (chimpanzee), 3317 nucleotides. RefSeq names its product glutamyl-tRNA synthetase 2, mitochondrial (gene EARS2). Bases 286 to 1974 code for a protein of 562 amino acids. Gene Ontology annotation, cellular component: mitochondrion. Gene Ontology annotation, biological process: glutamyl-tRNA aminoacylation. The transcript has 9 exons. Gene Ontology annotation, molecular function: glutamate-tRNA ligase activity; tRNA binding; ATP binding. The record is from RefSeq and is a predicted model, not a curated record. NCBI's taxonomy places the organism in Eukaryota, Metazoa, Chordata, Mammalia, Primates, Hominidae.
GCGCUGGCUGUGGCGGAGGCCGAUUGGCUGGAAGCAGUCCCCGGAAGUGACGCAGGGAGAAGCCCACGUGUGCUAUUCCAUCCCACAUGGCGGCGCUCCUGAGGAGACUGCUGCAGCGCGAGAGGCCUUCGGCGGCCUCUGGCCGCCCCGUAGGACGGCGCGAGGCCAGCCUGGGCACUGAUGCCGGGGUUGCGGUGAGAGUGCGGUUCGCUCCCAGCCCCACAGGUAACCCUGGCGGACGUGACGCUACAGGCCGAGGCCCCCUGUCCCGUCUCCGCCCCACGAAUGUUCCCGAAUGAAUCCUUUCCGGUGGUGUCAGAGUGGGCGGGCGGAGGAGGGUUAAGGCAGCGCGAGCCCAUUUUACAGAGGCGGAAACUGAGGUGCAGGAGCGGAAAUAAUUCAAAUUGCCAGGAGUUUCUUUGUGUUUUUUGUGCCAUCCCAUCUCUUUCGAUCUUUUUUUCAUGCAUUCCAUACAUGUGUAUUGAUGACAAACUGUGUAACAGGUGUUGUAGACGCUGGGAUGCAGUGAUCAUUGAGAAAGGCUUCUUGCACCUGGGUGGCCUCCGCACUGCCUUGUACAACUACAUCUUUGCUAAGAAGUACCAGGGGAGCUUCAUCCUGAGGCUAGAGGACACAGAUCAGACUCGCCUUGUGCCUGGGGCAGCGGAGAAUAUUGAGGACAUGCUGGAGUGGGCAGGCAUCCCCCCUGAUGAGAGCCCCCGCCGGGGCGGUCCUGCUGGGCCCUACCAGCAAUCUCAGCGGUUGGAGCUGUAUGCCCAGGCCACAGAAGCGCUGCUGAAGACCGGAGCUGCUUACCCCUGUUUCUGCUCACCCCAGCGGCUGGAGCUUCUGAAGAAGGAGGCCUUGCGGAACCACCAGACGCCCCGGUAUGACAAUCGGUGCAGGAACAUGAGCCAGGAGCAGGUGGCCCAGAAGCUGGCCAAGGACCCCAAGCCUGCAAUCCGCUUCCGCCUGGAGCAGGUGGCGCCGGCCUUCCAGGACCUGGUGUAUGGCUGGAAUAGGCAUGAAGUGGCCAGCGUGGAGGGAGACCCAGUCAUCAUGAAGAGCGACGGCUUCCCCACAUACCACCUGGCCUGCGUGGUGGACGACCACCACAUGGGCAUCAGCCACGUGCUGCGAGGCUCUGAGUGGCUCGUCUCCACUGCCAAGCACCUGCUCCUCUACCAGGCCCUGGGCUGGCAGCCACCCCACUUCGCCCACCUGCCUCUGCUCCUCAACAGGGAUGGCAGCAAGCUCUCCAAGAGGCAAGGGGACAUUUUCCUGGAGCACUUUGCUGCUGAUGGCUUCCUGCCCGAUUCCUUGUUGGACAUCAUCACCAACUGUGGCUCAGGUUUUGCAGAGAACCAAAUGGGCAGGACCCUGCCGGAGCUGAUCACACAGUUCAACCUGACCCAGGUCACCUGUCACUCAGCCCUGCUGGACCUGGAGAAGCUCCCAGAAUUCAACAGACUGCACCUCCAGCGGCUGGUGAGCAAUGAGAGCCAGAGGCGCCAGCUGGUGGGGAAGCUGCAGGUCCUUGUGGAGGAGGCCUUUGGUUGCCAGCUGCAAAACAGGGAUGUCCUCAACCCAGUCUACGUGGAGAGGAUCCUCCUGCUGAGACAGGGUCACAUUUGCCGCCUGCAGGACUUGGUGUCCCCAGUAUACUCUUACCUGUGGACUCGCCCUGCAGUAGGUCGAGCACAGCUGGACGCCAUCUCGGAGAAGGUGGAUGUGAUUGCCAAGCGUGUGCUGGGGCUUCUAGAAAGAUCUGGUAUGAGCUUAACUCAGGAUAUGCUGAAUGGAGAACUGAAGAAGCUAUCAGAAGGUCUGGAAGGCACCAAGUAUAGUAAUGUGAUGAAACUCCUUCGGAUGGCCCUCAGUGGACAGCAGCAAGGACCUCCUGUAGCUGAGAUGAUGUUGGCCUUGGGACCAAAGGAAGUACGGGAACGGAUCCAGAAGGUGGUUUCCAGCUAGGGAGAGGAUGUGUCGGGCAGUGGAGAUCGCCCUAAGAACCUGUGAGCUUAGAAACAGCUUUCAGAGACCAGAAGGAGGCCUGGGGCCCGUCGGGAAGUUUGCUGAAGGAACUAAGAGUGGAAACAAUCUCUGACUGCACACAAGUGCAUUUGUGAUCCACCACAGGCCCGUUUUUGUCAGUUGGCUGGGGAAGCCCAACCCAUCUAACCUCCUGGACUCUGGAAAGGCAUUCUCCGGGUCUGGUUUCUCACACAUUACACAGCAGAGGUUUGGAGUUAGUUCACAGAAAAGUUAACAUCCCGGAACAGUGCAGAAGGCUUGGGUUUCAGUUUGCUAGGGCCCCCAUAACAAAAUGUCACAGAACCAGGUGGUUUAAACAACAGAGAUUUAUUUUCUCACAUUUGGAGGCUAGAAGUUCAAGAUCAAGGUGUCAGCAGGCCUGGUUUUUCCUAGAGGCCUCUUUUGUUGGCUUGCAGACAGCUGUCUUCUCACUGUGUCCUUGUGCGGUCUUCCCUCCAUGCACACACAUCUCUGGUUUCAUUAUGUGCCCAACGUUCCUCUUCUAAGAACACCAGUUGGACUGGAUUUUAACUUUAACCAGCCUCAUUUAACUUAAUCACCUCUUUAAAUGCUCAAUCUCCAAGUACAGUCUCAUUCUGAGGUUCCGGGGGUUUCUCAAUGUAAGAAUUUAGGGGGACACAAUUCAGCCCGUAGCAGCCUGGCAGCAGGACUCAUGGGUCCCAGUUCUCAGGCCCCAAGGACUCAGAGCAGCAAAGGAUACGUGACACAAGCAGGCCUGAACUGGACACCAGACUUUCUUUGGGGCUGUAAAAGGAGAAGUGUGACUCCACUGCCAAGGGUAAGCACUCUUGUCUUAUGCUACCCUUUAUUCUUGAACCUUGGGGCAGCCUGUGUCUCUCUUCCCUAAACGUCAUCUGUUCCGUUUUUCCAGUCUUCCAGACCUGGUCCUUGGACUGGAGACCUUCACCCUGCCUAUUUUGUGGCUUUCUCUUCAAAUCCACCUCGUCCUUCCUCCAUGACUUAUAAGUCAUCAUCUCUGCUGGUUUCUGAAAUGAGAUAUGCUUCUUGGGGUCUUCAGUGAAGAGGAAUAGCAAGUGAAAGGAGGAUGGUGGCAGGGUACAUGAACCCCUACCAGGCUUCUAGGCUUCCCCUGCAUGGCAGCCAGCCUCUAAGUUGGCCCCCAACCAUCCCUGCCUUCUUCUAUUCACACCCUUGUGUGGUUCCUUCCCACAUUGAAUAGGCCUGACUUGUGUAACGACUACACUAUUGAAGAAAUGAGAGUUUGACUUCUGAGGGUAAGUCAUAAAAUACAUCGUGGCUUC